AUGGAUCUAAUGAGUCUGACUGCUUGGGACCUUUCCAACAAGUGUCUUGAAGCCUUUCAAACAUGCUUGACUUUUCGCUCUCCCGGGCCUGAUUUGUCCAAUCAGCAAGCGUCUCAUAAUGAGCGAUUUGAGUAUCGCUUAGCAGACUUUAAUCUCUGGAUCGACGGUAUCGGCGCCCUGGCUCCUUCAAAAGCUUCAUUAGAUGCGAGGUUGAGCGAGCGACCGAUUGACCUUUCAUUGGUCAAAGGAAACCUGGUCAUGCUGUUUCAGUCGUUGGAGGACUGUUUGAAUCUUCUCAAUCACAAUGGAGAGCUCGAAGACACCUUACUUGACAUUGACUCGGCGCUGGAAAGUCUCGUCACUCUGUCCCUAGCUAUUCGUAGGACAGGACGUCGGUCGCGGCUUCACAAAGCAGAUCGCCUUUUCAAACCGGAAGAACAUGCUGAGCUGAGGAAACACUUGGAAGCCAUUAUUGUUCUACGUCCUGGGUCGGGUCCGUGCUUUAACGAUGAUGAGUUUCGAACCGAGAUCGAGUCGCUGACACCACUGCAACAUCAUCUUAUCACGGCCAACUUGAAGCGGAGAAAUCGUUUCAUACAGGCUCAGCUACACUCUUUGGGUCUGAAGAAAAGAACUGUUGCCUUCGAGUUACCGACCCCUGAAGCUGUGGAAAAAGGUCCUAACCCAGUCCGCAUUUCGACGAGUGAAGUAGGAGAGGUUGCCGUCCCCAUUAUCUCCGAUACUGACGCCCAACCUCACAAACCGCCGCCAGCACCAAUGUCAGUCACCUCAGCUUCGAUCCCCGAAAGUAAGCUCGAAUAUAGAGAACCAACUUCCAAGAAAAUGGAAUCCACACCAAUGACCGUCAUUACUCAGAUCACUGCUUCUGCUCGAUACCCGCGCCCACGAGUGUACGAUAAUGAGCAAAGGGUUGUUCAGUGUCCAUGCUGUUGUCAGACCUUGCCUGUAGCAGAGGCUAAAAACAACAACCGAUGGAGAAAGCACCUAGCAGAGGAUAUACGCCCAUAUACCUGCAUAUUUGAGAGCUGUCCUACACCAGACGUGUACUACAGCAGUAGAUCGAUGUUGGAGCAGCAUUUUCGACAAGACCAUCCGCCUGUUUGGAUAUGUCCUUUGUGUGAUGAAGGGUCAGUCUAUUCUACCAUGAGUGAAAUGAUGGACCAUCUUCAUAAAGCCCACCCAGAAAAUGGGGAGGACAUCUCAUCCAUUAUUUCAUCGUCCGCACAGACUAGGAUGGGCAUAAAGAGCUGUCCCCUCUGUGAAGUCAACGGCGAAGCCGACUCUCCAGAGCUCAUAGACCACGUUCUGGAGCACGUACACGACUUCUCGCUCCGGUCUCUUCCGUGGCCUAAAUCCUCAGAAGUUGAUAUCGGCGGUGAAGUCGGGUCUUUCAACUGGGAAAGUGGCGAAGCUGCUCCUAUCACUCAAUGGCUGGAAGUCUAUGAACAUGAAGCGGAAGACAUCGAUCCUACAUUGAAGCUAUCAACCUGCGACUAUGGCAGAUUGGCACUCAUAACCGAACAGAUGGAGUCUGUGAGACACGAUAAGCUUGGCCUUGAUAUCUGCUUUGCUGACGAGCAUGGCGACGAUUCUGAUGAAGCCGAGACUGAUGUUUCACAGCUUACCCAAGACACUCUUGAAUCCAUGGAACAGGCCCGUGAUGUGGUCUUUUGCCAUCAAUGCUCUGCUACAUGGUAUAGAGAUGUAGAUGGAAUGCAGUGUCCCAAAUGUCAUAGCGCGUUCGUUGAGAUUGUUGAUCCCGAAAGUGGUUCAGAGGGUUCAGAUCUUCCCGGGACUGUUAUGAGGCCAGGCUUCACUACGAUAGCUAGUCAUGAUCGAUACGGUGAAGAAAGCGGGCAUUCAAGCGAUGCCACCGCCUCUAAACCAAGCACUCAGGAGUCUACCUCCGGUUUUCGAAGAUUCACUGACCGCCUCUUCUCCGCCAAUAAUUUUCAAUCCCGGUCUGGCCAGGACACCCCCGAGGACUGGCUCCAAUCUCUAGGGCUCAAGCGGAGAGCUGUAUCAAACCUGGAGGCUUGGAAGAUUCUGUCCAAUGUUUACGACAGGCGGCUAGACUCUCCCACCAAAACAAUGACUAUGUUUGCGAAUUUCAUUAGAGAUGUCCAAGAUGAGGAUUUUGUGUCAAUCCAUCCACCUGUAUCUGAUUUGUUUAGCUUUUUACAAGUUAUGGUCGGGUUUUACUUGAAUCCAGUCAAACCAUUGCCUCUAAAGGACCUUUCAAAACCUAUAUCAAACUAUUUUAUCAACAGCAGCCAUGAGACUGCCACCAAUAUAUCCACUGGACCUCGGAGUACUUAUGAUGUGAUCGGACAAGUCCUUGAUUACGGAUAUCGAUCCAUUGACAUAGAUGUCUGGAAUGGUGAUACUACCACUCAUGAUCGAGAUAUUCAAGUAAAUGAGCGGCAUGAAUCCAAACCCACUGGGACACUCGAGGCAAUCAACCGACUUAUUGAACGAAUCAGAGCGACUAAUGCAAGGCCUGUGGAUCCGAACACCGCGGUCUCUGAAUCAAACCGCUUGAGUUCCCCUGCAGAACCAAUCGUCACCGAUGGUUACUCCCCUGGUACACCAUGUGGUUUCAGGGAAGCUUGCCAAUUGAUCAGAAGCACUGCUUUUAUCAGUAAUAAGCUACCUGUGAUCAUUAAUAUUAUGGUCCACGCAAACCCUGGCCAGCAAGAUAUGAUGGUUAAAAUCAUGAGGGAGGAGUGGGGCGAGAUGCUGGUAGAUGAGCCACUCGAGGGAUGCGAUCCACGAUUUCGGCUACCAAAAUUGGAGGACCUUCAAAAUCGGAUACUUGUCAGAAUCUCAACAAUUACAAGUCAUGUUAAAUAUGGAGACGCUUCGCAGCUUGACGAAGAUUACGACGACCCGAGGCGAAUCUCCAUUAUACAGCCAUUAGCCAAGCUUGGGGUUUAUUUGCGACAAGAACGAUUUGAAGGUUUCAACACCCCUCUUGCAAAGUCACCUAAUCACAUCUUCUCGCUACGCGAGGACAAGGUCCAAGGCCUUAUUUUCGCAUCACCCACCGAACUUUUUCAACACAACCAACACUACUUUCUUCGUGUCUAUCCGAGCGCGUCGAGACGAGCCUCUUCAAACCUUGAUCCCUUGCGAUUUUGGAGACACGGCGUUCAGAUGGCUUCCAUCGACAUGCAACGCGUGGACGAAGGCAUGAUGUUGAAUGAAGGAAUGUUUGCCGACGAAUUAGGGUGGGUUUUGAAGCCCGACGGGUUCCAAAGUUCAGGCAAGAAUAGCUCAACCGAUCUCGGAGCAACCCCAAGAAAAGAGCUUGAACUGUCCAUUUUCAUUUUCCAGGGCCAGAAGCUUACGACCAGCACCGGCCGAGAAAUCCAGGACCUUUCGUCAUUUCUCAGGGCUUCACUCUACAUUGAUGAUGAGGAAAAUGCCUGGGAACCAGGAGAUGGCCUCCCAAUAUCUAGAGAAGAGGGCUCUGGUGCUUUGGGCUACGAGAUUAAUUUUCGUGUGACCAGGGCAAAUGGCAGUAUUAUUCCAAAGCUCAGCAUCCUUAGGUUCACGUUUGCGGAUCGCUCGUCAGAUAUUGGCUUAUUCGCGUGGGCUAGUCUCAGGCUGGAUCGUUUAAACCAAGGUUAUCGGCUGGUGCAACUUCAUGAAGGCAAAGGGGUGUUAUUAAUGCAGCAAAGCAUACUAUUAAAGUUUAAGAUUCAUUGGCAGUGA
This is a messenger RNA of Fusarium mangiferae, 3738 nucleotides long. RefSeq lists its product as uncharacterized. Bases 1 to 3738 code for a protein of 1245 amino acids. NCBI's taxonomy places the organism in Eukaryota, Fungi, Ascomycota, Sordariomycetes, Hypocreales, Nectriaceae. The record is from RefSeq and is a predicted model, not a curated record. Gene Ontology annotation, molecular function: phosphatidylinositol-4,5-bisphosphate phospholipase C activity. Gene Ontology annotation, biological process: lipid metabolic process; phosphatidylinositol-mediated signaling. The transcript has 5 exons.